AUGGAGAACGGCAACCCACCUCUAACCAAAGCCUCGAGCAUUGUCAUCAUCGGCGCUGGAACUUUUGGAAUCAGCACAGCUUAUCACCUUGUCAAGCGUGGUUACAGUAACAUUACCUGCAUCGACCGUCACCCAAUACCCAGUCUUGACUCAGCAGCCUACGAUCUGAACAAGAUCAUUAGAACGGAAUAUGAUGAGCCGCUUUACACUAAGUUGGCUAUAGAGGCACUCAAUGCUUGGAGGCAGCCGGAAUGGGAUGGAAUCUUUCACGAAACGGGCCGACUUACUACAACAACUGGGAACCCUCAAGCUGAGAAGCAUAUCAGAGAGUCUUACGAAAAUCUGAAAAAGGCAGGUCAGGCAGGCAGCGUAAAACUGGUCGAGAGUAAAGAGCAGAUCGUCGAGCUUGUCCCCCAGCUCGCCAAUGCCAACGGAAUCGAAAAGUGGAAGGGGCUAUGGAACCGACAGGGUGGAUGGGCACACUCGAGAAAGGCCCUCGAGAAAUGGGGUAAGGAAGCCCGAGACCUCGGCGUCAGCUUUAUCUCAGGACCUGAGGGAACGAUGACUGGUCUGCACAUAGAUGGAUCUGGCAAGCUUGACGGAAUCAAGGUAAUGACUGGCGACGUGCUUCGAGCGGAUAGAUACAUUCUUUGUACGGGUGCUGCAUCGCCCGAAGUGCUCCCUGAGCUUUCUCGUGAGCUGUGGACGAAGUGCUGGACCCUGGGCCAUGUUGAACUCACUGACGAGGAGGUUGCUCUGUGGAAGGGCAUUCCUGUUGUCGACAACUUUGAGUUGGGCUUUACCUUUGAGCCAGACCCUGAGACUAAGUGGAUGAAGAUCUGCGACAACAACCCGGGCUACCAAUACCGACUUGGCACUUACACAGAUACUACGGGCAAAGUCGAACACUACUCCAUCCCCCGCUACGCAAGCACGCACCCCAACGAUGGAAUCCCGGAAGAAGCAGCGAAAGCAAUUAACAAUUUCAUCGAUGUUGUUAUGCCGCAGUUCUCAGGCCGACCGCUUCUUAGCGCCAGAGUUUGCUGGUGCGCCGAUUCGCCAGACGCUCACUGGCUGAUUGACAAUCACCCAAAGCAUCCCACUUUACUUCUCGGCACCGGCGACUCGGGCCACGCCUUCAAAAUGUUUCCAAUCAUCGGUGACUAUAUUUCCGACGCUCUGGAAGGGAAGUCCAGGGGCUUGAGGAGUGAAUGGAAAUACGGCAACAGAAAAUCGAAGCCUGUUGCAACCCGACCAGACGCUGAAAUCAAGGAUCUGAGAGAUGUUCUGGAUUUGAAGGAUGAGUAG
Molecule: messenger RNA, 1308 nt
Organism: Colletotrichum truncatum
Lineage: Eukaryota; Fungi; Ascomycota; Sordariomycetes; Glomerellales; Glomerellaceae
Product: fructosyl amine:oxygen oxidoreductase
Molecular function (GO): saccharopine oxidase activity; sarcosine oxidase activity; flavin adenine dinucleotide binding
Source: RefSeq, a predicted model, not a curated record